AUUAUUGAUUUGUUUGUUGGUUUUUAUAAAAAACACACACACACACACACACACAUCUCAGUUGAUCUAAUUAAUUUUUUGCUCAUCUUUAAUCUUUAUAAUUAUAGUCAAUACUCAAUCAUUGAUCAUCAUUGAUGAUGGCCAGAUUGUUGAUUUGGUUAUUAUUUCUGCCAUUGAUAUCAUUUGAAUCAUGUUCAUCACAAGCAUGUGGUGAUAAUUUUUUCGAUUGUGGCAAUGGACAUUGUUUGGCUAAAUUUUUCGUAUGUGAUGGUGAUAAUGAUUGUUCGAAUUACAAGGAUGAAUUAUACUGUAAUUCAUCGGAAAAUAAAACCAGUGAUGAUGAUCAACAUCGACAUUUACCAUGUCCAUUGAAUGAAUUUGCUUGUAAUGAUGCUGUUAAUAAUUGUGUACCACAACGAUGGGUUUGUGACGGCCAAAGUGAAUGUUCAAAUAAUGCUGAUGAAGCAAAUUGUUCUAAAUCAUCGAUCGAUUGUCUUGGUGAUUUCCAAUGUGGUUCAUUAGAAUGCAUCCCACCGAAAUGGCGUUGUGAUGGUGUCAAUGAUUGUUUGGAUCAUUCAGAUGAACAAAAUUGCACCACCAUAAAUGAUGCUGAUAAUGAUUUGAUAUGCGAUAAAUUACAUGAUCGUUAUCGAUGCCAAUCCAAUGGUUUAUGUAUCGAUUAUAGUCGUGUCUGUGAUGGACAACGUGAUUGCCCCAAUGGUGAUGAUGAACAGCAAAAUUGUCAUGCCGAAAAAUGUCACAACAAGAAAUGUUCGCAUAUCUGUCUAAUUGAUGAACAUAGUAAACAAGCAUUGUGUUCAUGUCCACCUGGCUAUGAAUUAAUCGACGGCCAUUAUUGUCGUGAUUAUGAUGAAUGUAUGCAACAAAAACAACAUAAUCUUUGUAGCCAUAAAUGCAUCAAUUUAGUUGGCAGUUAUCGUUGUGAAUGUUUUGGUGGCUACCAUCUUAUUGAUAAUCGUACUUGUGUCGUAGAUACCGAAUCGGGCAGUAGAAUUUCACCUGUACUUUAUUUUUCCACUGGUAACGAUAUACAUGGCUAUGAUACACGAAGGAAGAUUAUUUUUCCUGUUCUCACAUUGAAUGAUUACGAUCCAACAACGAUUAUUGCUUUGGACUUAUCCAUUGCUGAUGGUAAACUUUAUUAUUCCAUUUUUCAUAAUGAAUCUUUAUUUUCAUCCAUUUAUGAGAUACCUAUCGAUGGCCAAAUACAAGAAUAUCCCGUUGCAAAUCAGAAGAAAAAGUUAUUAUUGCAUGACAUUAAAAGUCAAAUCGAAGGCAUAUCAAUCGAUUGGUUGGCCAAACAUAUUUAUAUGACUGAAGCUAAUCGUGAAAGAAUCGUCGUUUGCCAUACCGAAUCAUUGAUCUGUACGACUUUGAUUGAAAAUCUACCAUCACCACGUGGAAUAGUUGCUGUACGUUCACGAUAUCGACUGUAUUGGACACAAUGGCAUGAUAAUAAUGGUGGUAUCUAUGAAUCACGAUUGGAUGGUAGUCAAGUCACAAAACUAUUCACUGAUGUUGCAUGGCCCAAUGAUAUCGUUUAUGAAUCGGAAACAAAUCGUCUAUAUUGGUGUGAUGGCAAAACUGGUUCAAUUGAAUAUUAUGAUUUUGAUAUUGAAAUGCGUCGUGUAGUGCACGAAGAUUUUAUCCGCCAACCAUAUUCAAUGAUCGUAUUCGAAGACACACUGUAUUGGACUGAUUGGAUUGCGAAAAAACUUUUUGCUUGCCAAAAGAUUCGUUGUCAUGAACAGGUGAAUAUCUUCACACCAACCAUCAGUAAACGACGUGGCCUUUACGGUCUGACCAUGUAUCAUCCAUUACGACAACAACAACAAACCACGAAAUCUGAAAUGAUCGAUCCGUGUGUUCGUCAUCAUCAUCGUAAUCCUUGUUCACAUCUUUGUCUAAGUCGUACGAAUGAAACAUUCACCUGUCUUUGUCCUGAUCACAUGUACCUGUCUAAUGAUCAUCGAACAUGUUUAAGUCGAUCAGAUGAUUUUCUCAUCAUAAGUACCGGUUAUCGUUUAUAUAAAUUUUAUCCUGAUUCCGCAUCCACCGAACCAUUUGAAAUGAUUACAAUGACACCAAUGUUUUUAAUCAGCGAUUUAGCAUACAAUCAUGAACGUUACGAAUUCUAUCUAUAUGACCGCCUCAAAGAUCGGAUUGUUGUGGCCAAAAUGCAACCAGAUCUUGUCUACCGGACGAUUGUUGAUGAAGAUAUCGCCAAUGUAUUUGGAUUAACCUACGAGAUUAAUAGUGAUAAUCUUUAUUGGGUCGAUAUGAUCAAAGGAACGAUGGAAGCGGUCAACAUUCAAAAAGGUUAUCGUGCCAUUCUCAAUGAUAAGCUAGAACAACCCGUUUCGAUGGCCAUCAACGCAUUGACUAAAACCAUUUUCGUUGGUCUUAAAUCAAAGAGUGCCCAGAUAUUGAUGCUGACUAUGGAUGGUCAAGUCAAACGAAGCCUGUUACGAUCGAAACAAGGUUUUCCAUUCGCUCUGGUAGCUUAUCCAUUCGAAAAUGAAUUGAUCUGGGGUGAUCCGGUGUUUGAAAAAAUUGAUUUUAUUCAUCUUGAUCAUAGCCGCUAUGAACAUCAUGGACCGGAAAAAUUGGUAGAGAAACAUGUCGGUACUGUACAAUCAAUGGCCAUUCUUAAUGACACCUUGUUUUGGACAAAUGGUGAUACACCACGUUUAUAUUGGACCAAUCUCACUUCAGCAAUGAAAAUGAUUGAAUCGAAAAAAGUACCACAUUCCAAUCUGGAUAAUGAUGUUCUCAAAAUUGUUUCUGGUUUCAAACAUAUACCAAUCUAUGAUUAUUGUCGUACGAAUAAUUCAUGUCACCAUAUUUGUCUCAUCGGUGCCAAUGGUCCUGUUUGUCGAUGCAACAUUGGUUUCGAAAGCCAAGAUAAUGGCCAUACUUGUGUACGAAAAAUUCAUUCGCUCGAUACCAAGAUUACGAGACCAAUUGUUCAUGCUAUCAAUCUUGAAGAUAUUUUCGAUUUUUUCCUUAACAAACAAAAAGAUCAAAUGUUUGACACUUGGAUCAAUGUUGAUGCCAAUACCACGGUGGCCAACACGACCACAGAUAUUGAUCAAAAUGAAGAAAAUCAAACGACAAAAUCCGACAGCCAAUCAUCAUCAUUACCACAGACCAAUGAUCAAUCAAAUGAAUCGUCAAAUUUUUUCAAACGAAAUUCCAUUUAUCUUUGGUUUAUCGCCGUUUGUAUGCUUGGUGUUUCUCUUUUGCUUUGUGUUAAAUUAAACUUAUUACCGAUUGCAAGAAUGAAUUCCAUAACCGAUCUAGCCUGUCGUCGUCGUCGUCAUCGAGAAACGGCCACUGAUAAUAAUGUGGAUGAAGAAAAUGGCAAUAAAAAUAUUCGAACUGGCCAGGUUCGUUUCUUUUCCAAUCCAAACUACCAGAUGGGUCAAUAUGGCCAACUAAAGAACAACAACAAUAAUUUGGAUAAUGAUCUAUUGAUAUCUUGAUCUGAUGAUAAUUUCAAACCCUUUUUUCUAUUUUUAUCAUUGUUAUAAAUAUAAAUAAAUAUAUGAACAUUA
This is a messenger RNA of Dermatophagoides farinae (American house dust mite), 3578 nucleotides long. RefSeq names its product vitellogenin receptor Yl. Gene Ontology annotation, cellular component: signaling receptor complex; plasma membrane. Lineage: Eukaryota; Metazoa; Arthropoda; Arachnida; Sarcoptiformes; Pyroglyphidae. The record is from RefSeq and is a predicted model, not a curated record. Gene Ontology annotation, molecular function: protein binding; calcium ion binding.